AUGGCGUCACCACAGAGUAUCACAGUUGAUCAAGUAAGACUGAUAUUAAACGAAGUUAUUGACACCUUGGAAUCACCUGACUAUGCACCAAAGCUUGACGAGGCCAAGGAGGCGGCAGGAAAUGAAAUGUUGAAAAUGAUGCAGAUUGUUUUCCCUAUGGUUGUGCAAAUUGAGAUGGAGACUAUUAAGCGCCAUGGAUUUAUUAAUUCUCGAGAAGGUAUCGUGCAGUUCACGCAGAUUGUGCGUGAAAUGGAACGCGCCGACAACGAAGUGGCCCGCCUGCAUGCACAGAUCCGUGCACAUUACUUGCCGCCAGUUUCCAUCAGCUCCACUGUCGACACAUCGCUUUAA
Molecule: messenger RNA, 351 nt
Organism: Parnassius mnemosyne (clouded apollo)
Lineage: Eukaryota; Metazoa; Arthropoda; Insecta; Lepidoptera; Papilionidae
Source: the annotation of a GenBank genome assembly